Messenger RNA from Penicillium macrosclerotiorum, 1083 nucleotides. Its product is annotated as ribosome biogenesis protein BRX1. NCBI's taxonomy places the organism in Eukaryota, Fungi, Ascomycota, Eurotiomycetes, Eurotiales, Aspergillaceae. The transcript is spliced from 2 exons. Bases 1 to 1083 code for a protein of 360 amino acids. The record is from RefSeq and is a predicted model, not a curated record. Gene Ontology annotation, biological process: ribosomal large subunit assembly; rRNA processing. Gene Ontology annotation, molecular function: rRNA binding. Gene Ontology annotation, cellular component: nucleolus.
AUGGCGGCAGUUUACAAGACAGUUUCCAAGAAGAAGGCUCGGCAACCGACCGAAGAUGUGGAUGAGGAGAUGGACGUGGAGAUGGAGGCCCUCCUUGAAGAUGCCGACGACACUACCGACAGCGAAGACGAGACUGGAGUGGAAGACCGCAUCGCUGAAGCGAAGAGACAACUCGCUGCAGGCAUGAUGCCUAAGACCCGGGUUCUAAUUCUCACAUCCCGUGGUGUGACACAUCGCCACCGUCACUUGAUGUCCGAUCUCUGCGCCCUCCUCCCCCAUACUCAUAAAGAGACCAAACUUGACACCAAGAAGAAGACCGCUGGUUACAACCUGCUGCUCAACUCUCUCGCCGAUCUUCACUCCUGCAACAUGAUUUUCUUCCUCGAGGCCAAGAAGAACGGCCAAGAUCUCUACCUCUGGCUUUCGCGCCCGCCGAACGGCCCCACCAUCAAGUUCCACCUGACCAACCUUCACACUAUGGGCGAGCUUGGUGCCGGUUUUGCAGGAAACUGCCUGAAGGGUGGCAGAGGCAUUGUGGUUUUCGAUCGGUCAUUCGAUGAGCAGGGUCCCGACAUGGGCAACCCUGGCUCUGAAUAUCGCGGCCUGGUCCGCGAGAUGCUGCGUGGCGUUUUCUGCGUCCCCAAGCGCGGUGUUAAGGGUAUGAAGCCAUUCGUGGACCGCAUCAUUGGUGUCUUUGGCGUGGACGGUAAGAUCUGGAUCCGUAUCUACGAGAUCCGUGAGUCCGAGGGUGGCGGAAAGAAGGACGGUGAAGAAACCGCCAAAUCUACCCCGAAGUCCAAGAGUGGUGAGCCUGAGGUCUCUCUGGUCGAGAUCGGACCCCGUUUCGUCCUGACCCCCAUCGUGAUCUUGGAAGGUAGCUUCGGUGGCCCCGUCAUCUACGAGAAUAAGGAGUAUGUCAGCCCUAACCAGGUCCGUCGCGAGAUCCGCAUGAGCAAGGCUGGGCGGUACUCGCAGCGCAAAGACGUGAAGAUCGACCGCGAAGCCAAGCGGACGGAUCUGGGACUGACGGACAACUCCUCGCGGAAACACGAUGCUCUGGAGACGAGGAAAUUGUUUGCUUAA